Letharia columbiana is the source of this 615-nucleotide messenger RNA. RefSeq lists its product as uncharacterized. The record is from RefSeq and is a predicted model, not a curated record. NCBI's taxonomy places the organism in Eukaryota, Fungi, Ascomycota, Lecanoromycetes, Lecanorales, Parmeliaceae. The transcript is spliced from 3 exons. Bases 1 to 615 code for a protein of 204 amino acids.
AUGCCAUCCUGGCGGGAUGACUACCUGAGUGCGCUGCAUGAGAGGGACAAGAAGGAGAAGGCAAAUGAAGCUGUAUAUAAUAGCUACGCCAAAUUGGCUGAUCGAACAGCUACCCUUCAAGCCGCUCGGUCAGCAGAAGUUACUAGGUUACAAGAAGAGCUAAGAUCGUCACCCAAUCCCAAAGACCGCAAGAUAAGCCGAGAGAAAGCGGUACUCGGUAGUCCCACCACUGGAGAAACAAUCACCAAAGUGCGCCAGGACUUGAGUGAGGCUCAGCGUAGCAGGGGUUUGAUGGAGGCCAAGCUCCAGAGCGUCACAGAGGAGUUGCAGAAGCUGAGAAUACAAUCGUCAUUGGACAGCAAACGUAUUGGCGAGCUUUCGAAGGAGAAAGCGAUGUUGACUACGGGGAUGAGGGACAGAGAUGAGGAACUCAGGGGGAAGGCGAAAUUGCUAGAGGACGUGCAUGACGAGACCGUAUCGUUAACGCUCCAGCUGAACAUGGCCGAAGAGCAUUCUCAGAAGUUGCGACAUGAGAAUAAGGAGUUGGUCGAUCGGUGGAUGGCACGAAUGGGACAGGAAGCUGAUGCUAUGAACGAUGGAUCCAAAUUUUCCUGA